Molecule: messenger RNA, 687 nt
Organism: Hordeum vulgare subsp. vulgare (domesticated barley)
Lineage: Eukaryota; Viridiplantae; Streptophyta; Magnoliopsida; Poales; Poaceae
Source: RefSeq, a predicted model, not a curated record
AUGGCGGACGGAUCGCCCAACGCAUCCAUCUCUCCUCUCCUGCAACCCCUCGCUUUCUCCACGCUCUUCACAUCGACAUAAAGCACUCCAGAUCCAUCCGGAUGCUGGACAUGGAGGAGUCCGCGCAGCCCAAGACCGCCGACCCCUCUGACCCGGAGCUCCCCAACGACACCGAGGAUUUGGACGAGCCAGAGCCAGCGGAAGAGGAGGAUGUGGCUAUUGAAGAGGUCCAAUGAGACCGGACCCGCCCAAGGGCGCGGGGACGAACGCGGACGGCUCGCGCCCCUACAUCAAGGGGGAGCCGCUCGGGAAGGCCGCCCAGGCCACUGCUGGGAGAUCCAACUUCGCCGAGAAUGGGGCACAAGGCCUGGCUGGACCACGCGGAGCCCAUGUGGCCGGACAACAAGCCGCAUCCAUGGGAACCGCCGCUCACCGACGCGGGCGUCCUCUGGGCCUGGACUGUCGGCAAGCGCAUCCGGGCGCAGGCCGUUGCUGACGGCUACACGCUCCAUCGCAUCCUCAUCUCCACCUUCCACCGCUGCCUCCAGACCGACGCCCAGGCCACCACCGCGCUCUGCGCCGUCCCCGAUGAUGCAGCGCUCUGCAUCAUCCUCGACUCCAGCGCCAAUGUGCCCCUCGACACCUCCCGCGUCAAGGUUUGUAAAGAGGGACAAUCUCAUUUUCUGA